Messenger RNA from Kuraishia capsulata CBS 1993, 1131 nucleotides. RefSeq lists its product as uncharacterized. The transcript has a single exon. The record is from RefSeq and is a predicted model, not a curated record. NCBI's taxonomy places the organism in Eukaryota, Fungi, Ascomycota, Pichiomycetes, Pichiales, Pichiaceae. Gene Ontology annotation, cellular component: cytoplasm. Gene Ontology annotation, molecular function: guanyl-nucleotide exchange factor activity. The coding region runs from base 1 to 1131 and encodes 376 amino acids.
AUGGUUGGCUACGAUAUUUUGUGCUGUGGUUCGAAUGGAAACUACCAGCUGGGUACUGGUACUAGUGAGGAUAGUGCAGUGCUUCAGAAUGCGGUCAUGCGGGGAGUGGAUAGACUGACAACCAAGCCCACCUCGAUCAGGUGCGGAGGGAACCACACGCUGAUGCUAGUGGAAUUGGGCGACGUAUUCGUAGCCGGAGACAAUAGCAAGGGCCAGUGUGGUCUCAAUCCGCAAAUUGACGGUCAAAAUUGCUUAUCGCAAUUCACGAAGCUUCCCCGGCUCAACGGCAAGCGUUGGACGCACAUUUCUGCAGGCUGGGACUUCUCGGUACUGAUAAACGAAAAUCACGAGGUGUACGCAUGUGGUGAGGGGUUAAACGGUGAACUUGGACUUGGGGAGCUAGUUACUUCAACAUUAUCCAAGUCCGAGGAAGACAAAUUCACGUUGCUGCGAAUAAAUCUUGAUGUUGGCUCUGGGGUGCGGAGCAUCAAAUCCUCCAUACACCAUACGGUGAUCUUGCUAAAAAGUGGUGUAUUACUUGGAUGGGGAAACAACAAAAAAGGCCAGCUGACACCAGUGAGUCUAUCAAAGCUUGUUUGGAGUCCACAGACCAUUGAAGUUGAUGGAAACAGGGUCAUUGGCUUCAACGUUUGCCGCGAUUUUACAUGUAUCGAGCUGGCCUCUGGAAGGCGUCGUUUUAGAAUUCUGGGAAAGAAUGCCGAGGAACUGGAAGAGGAGGCCCACCAGAUGUUUCAGGGGCUUACUGAAAAUGGUUAUGACUCGUUUACUGUCCACAACAUGUGGACUUCGUUACAUUUGUUCGGGUCCAAUGGUGAGAACGCUACCGUCUCUUCGAUGGGUAACAACUCUCAUUCACAGCGGCUUGAGAGUUUGCCGGAUCAACUGCAAAAAGAUGCAAUGGUCUGUUCCCUCGGCAGUGAGCACGGGCUGUUCCUGACGAUGUCCAACAAAGUGUAUGCGUGGGGUUGGGGAGAACAUGGUAAUUGUGGAGUCCAAAAGGAAGAAGGUACCGUCUUCGCUACGCCCAAUGAAAUAUACGAUGGAAGGGCCGGGAGAGUGGUACUGAUCCAAGGUGGGUGUGCCACCAGCUGGGUGGUCACCCAGAACUGA